AUGGCCGCUCCGUAUGAGCUCAUCUAUUAUACGGGAGUUCCGGGACGUGGAGAACAUGUCCGUCUGAUCCUAGAGGAAGCUGGCGCACCCUAUACGGAUACUAGACCCCUUCCGAUGGAUAAAUGUCGGGAGAUUGUCACGCAUUACCUCUCCGGUGAGGAGCAAGGAAACCCACCAUACUAUGCUCCUCCUCUGUUCAAACAUGGUGAUCUUCUCAUUUCUCAAACCAGCAAUAUCCUCAUGUACCUCGGCCCUAAGCUUGGACUCGCUGGAUCGAGAGAAAAUGACAUUUAUCGAGUGAAUGCUCUCGCUCUUACUGCGCUCGACGGCUUGAGCAACGAAGUUCAUGACUGCCAUCAUCCCAUUGUUUCCGAACUGUACUAUGAAGACCAGAAAGAGGAAAGCCUAAGGCGCAGUAAGGAAUGGGUCAAGCAUCGACUACCCAAGCAUCUUGGGUACUGGGAAAAGGUGCUCAAGAGCGAAGACCGCGGGCAAGGUCCCUGGUUAUUGAGAAGCACGUUCACAUAUGCUGACCUAGUCUUAUUCCAGGCAAGUUCCCCCAUUACCGUAUCUACUUGUCGUCCAUGCCUUGAUGGUGUCCAGUUUGCCUUUCCCAAGGCAAUGAAGCAAGCAAGAGAGUCCGGUAAAUAUGACAGUGUCUUCCAGCUGUGGAAGGAUGUCAAGGCUCGACCAAACAUAGCUGCGUACCUAGAUAGCGAUAGACGGCAGAAGUAUGAUUGGGGAAUCUAUCGGUACUAUCCCGAUAAUGAUGUACUUCCUGAGUGA
Messenger RNA from Hypoxylon trugodes, 786 nucleotides. RefSeq names its product glutathione S-transferase protein-like protein. Gene Ontology annotation, molecular function: glutathione transferase activity. The coding region runs from base 1 to 786 and encodes 261 amino acids. Gene Ontology annotation, biological process: glutathione metabolic process. NCBI's taxonomy places the organism in Eukaryota, Fungi, Ascomycota, Sordariomycetes, Xylariales, Hypoxylaceae. The transcript is spliced from 2 exons. The record is from RefSeq and is a predicted model, not a curated record.